This is a messenger RNA of Punica granatum (pomegranate), 1759 nucleotides long. The record is from RefSeq and is a predicted model, not a curated record. Lineage: Eukaryota; Viridiplantae; Streptophyta; Magnoliopsida; Myrtales; Lythraceae.
CCGUUGCUUGCCCUUUCCCCAACUAAGCCACCAAUCUCUCUCUCUCUCUCUCUCUCUCUCUCUCUCCCUCCCCUGUCUGUUCAGUUUCUUGCUCUUGAACCGGGUCGCGUCUAUUCAGUCUCGUCCAUUGACGGUUGACCCCCUGAAUCACAGCAAUGAAGAAGACGAGUGAACCCGUCUUCAGUUCGGCGGGAUUGAUCCCUCUCGAGCAGUGAAAUUCUCUUCUUUAUGCGGAUACCGAUCGUCCAGAUUCUGGGUCGUUAAGUGAGCUUAUAACAGAAAUAAGGAGCCUUCAAGAUGUUCUCAUUGUCUGGGUUUAAGAACAGGCCAAAGGAUGCAUCAAGCUGAUCUGAUCGUCAUCGGCCUUUCUGUGGGUCUUGCGCUCGGUCUUCUGAUAGCUGUACUCAUAUACUUUGUCAUAAGAUGGCACAAGAAGCAUGCCCAUCUCCGCCGAUGCUCCAACGAACGGAGUUUGACAGUUCUUCCCAUCCGAAUGAACGGAAUCGAUGCAAGCACCGACUUCAGUGCAUCAAUCACAAAUUCUGUUGCUAAUUUGGGUAACGAGAAGGAAAGCCAGCAGAAGAAGAAUUCUGUGUUCAGUUUCUGGAGUAGUAAUCAUAAUAAAGAUUGGCUGACUUCUGCUUCAGGAAUACCUAGAUACCCUUACAAGGACAUUCAAAAAGCUACACUGAAUUUCACGACUAUUGUAGGGCAAGGAUCAUUUGGUCCUGUAUAUAAAGCUACAAUGGCGACGGGAGAAAUUUUUGCUGUAAAGGUGCUUGCUUCUGACUCGAAACAGGGGGAAAAGGAGUUUCAGACAGAGGUCUCUUUACUCGGAAGGUUACAUCACAGGAAUCUAGUGAAUCUUACGGGCUAUUGCAUUGAUAAAGGACAGCAUAUGUUAGUCUAUGAGUUCAUGAGUAAUGGAAGCUUGGCACACCUCCUAUAUUCUGAAGAUGCUCGGGUUUUGAGUUGGGAAGAAAGACUUCAGAUCGCUCUUGACAUAUCUCAUGGAAUUGAAUACCUUCAUGAAGGGGCAGUCCCACCAGUCAUACAUCGCGACUUGAAGUCUGCCAAUAUCUUGUUGGACCGAUAUAUGAGAGCUAAGGUCGCUGACUUUGGGCUAUCAAAAGAAGAGGUGUUUGAUGGCCGGAACUCUGGACUGAAAGGGACAUAUGGGUACAUAGAUCCCGUCUACAUUUCCACAAACAAGUUCACCAUGAAGAGCGACAUAUACAGCUUCGGAGUUAUCAUCUUUGAGCUCAUCACAGCGAUCCACCCUCAUCAGAACUUGAUGGAAUACGUUAAUCUUGCUUCAAUGAGUCCAGAUGGAGUUGACGAAAUCCUUGACAAGAGACUCGCUGGAGAGUGCAACCUCGAUGAGGCGAGGAGACUAGCGGACAUUGCUCGGAGAUGCUUGCACAGGCUGCCGAGAAAGCGCCCAUCGGUCGCGGAGAUCUCACAGGCAAUACACAAGAUACUACAGAAGAAACGCCUCACGAAAGAAGACACCCUUUCAUUUGCAAUGAGCGAUAUCUCUCGAACUGUAAGCCGAAUAGAGAACCAGCAAGUAGAGUUGAGCAGGAUUGCCAGCGUGAAGGAGAAAGAUUAAAUGAAUCAGAGUGUAGCUUUUUCCUCCUUUCUGUCUCGACAACAUUUUGAUAGUAUUAGCAAUGAAUAUAUGAAUAUCUUAGUAGAAGUUAGUUCAAACUUAAGCAAAAUAGAGCAAUUUAAAAGUCUUAAGCCUUUUGUUUUCGAA